Molecule: messenger RNA, 1394 nt
Organism: Paramecium primaurelia
Lineage: Eukaryota; Ciliophora; Oligohymenophorea; Peniculida; Parameciidae
Source: the annotation of a GenBank genome assembly
AAAUGAACUCUGGGUUGAACAACUAAAAUUCUUUAUUGCAAUAACUUAUUCCAACUUAACUUGAGGAAUAUUAAUAACAGUUUAGGUAUGAUUCCAAAUCCACUUUCCCCUUAUAAUAUUACCUGACUAGCUCUAAUCAUUAAUUCGGCAAUUAAUUACUUAUUUUAGAUAAUCACAUCUUUUGAGUACUUUCCUGAAUAUGAAAUCAUUGUUAUUUCCAGGCUUAUUCCAAUAAGUUCAAGACAAUACCAAUAGAACCCUUUAACCAUAAGAUCUAUUUAAUAACAAUUUUGGUAAGAUAUCAUCAAGUUCACUUAUUUACUAUCAUCUAAUGACCUUAUAGUUUUUGAUUUGCCAUAUUUUAAUAUAGGUUUUGGGAGUGCAAUAAAUCCAUUAGAUUAUACAAAGCUUUUAUAAAAAAGUCUUUAGAUGACUAAUCCAUCUUCUUUGAAUCCGUUCAUGUCUAAUCAAUUGAUAUGCUAAAUGGGUCUAGGGAAUUAAAAGAAAUCAAAUACUUAUAAUAAUCCCAUUACUGUCGAGGAUGAUGAACCAUAGUAAGUUUAGAAAUGUCAUAAUUAAAAAUGCAAUAAUAAAGGUGAUCGAAAAGCCAAAUCAAGAAAAGGAGAAGCCCUAUAAUUUUGUGAGAAAUGUUUGAGAUUAUACAAUCGUGGAAAUUAUUGUGAUUUUUGUGAAUAGGUAUUAAGAAUUAUUAUAAAAUAUCUAUAGGUAUAUUCAAAUGGUGCUAAUGAUUAAGAUGAAUAGGAGUGGAUUUAAUGCGAUUCUUGUGAAAAAUGGGUAAACUCUUGAGUUAUAUAAAAGAAUCAUUUAAAUUGUGAAGCUAAAUUUAGGAAUCAAAAUAUCAAAGAAGAAACUGAAAAUAAAGUAUAUUAUUGUUUGAAUUGCACUAAAACAAAUAAGAAACAAUAACAAACUUCUCAACCAUAAAAAAAAUAGGAAAAGUCUGUAGAGGAAUAUCUACCAAAAUAGAGAUAAAUUAUAGAAUGUGAUGAUAAUAGAAUGAGAGAAAAAAACAUUAACUUCGUUGCUACUAGAGAUAAUAAAGUUUUAUUUAGUAAAUUCUUAAUUUUAUUAAAAUUAUCAGCUUUUAGAUUUAAUCUUUAUGAGGAUGAAAUUAAGCAAGAUUUAGAUAAUCUGCGUAAUGCAGGUAAGAAAAUGAUUAAGAAAUAAAACAUAGUGGAUUCUCCCAUCAUGAAAGUAAAUUCUACACCAUAAUAAUAAUAAUAAUAAUAACAAUAACAAUAACAAUAAUAAGAGGAUAAAGUAAUUCUUAUUUCUUAAAAAAAUAGAAUUCUGAAUUUUAGGUGAAUAGCAGACUUAGAACAAGACCUAAUAAUAAGAAUAAAGUUAAUUAUAGAUAUUUAGGGGGUGAAUGA